AUGGUUUUGUUGAUUGGCCCCGCGUUCUGUUCAGACAGUGGUUCUCAAGAUGUGAUGGACCACUAUGCUGCACUGACCCAGGAUCUACUCAGCAGACGUGUGGUCGUGUACAAAAUCCCGCCAGAACUAGUCAGUCACCAGACGGCGCCUUUUGUGUUGAAAUACCAGCUAAUUCCGAUUGAUGUGUUGGGCAUUGACGACAUAGAUCAGGUGAUGACCUUAAUUAUCCACCUGGAGGUGGUAUGGUUCCAGCCCAAUAUCACCUGGGAUCCCGCUGACCACGGCAACAUCACCCAAAUCCUCCUGGACUCAAAUCUCCUGUGGAAGCCGGACAUCAUUCUCGUGGUCGGCCACAAGGACUCCAUCUCUCUCCCCUCUCCCGACACACUCAUGGUCCAGUUCGAUGGGACUGUGACCUACCGCAUUGAUGAGUACAUCAGCUUUCGUUGUAAAAUUAACUUCGAUAAAUUCCCUUUCGACUCUCAAGUAUGCUGGUUUGGUCUGUACUACAACCCCAUGCUAAAUUCUACCAUCGUAGAGAUACAAGUAGACGAUAUGUUUAGAGAGUAUUCAAAAAACUUUCAAACCCAGCCUUACAUAAUUGCCAGCGAGUGGUCGCUGGACGGGUAUCAUUAUGACAUUCGUUCUGACUUGAAUAACUUGCAGUACCCGCGGUACCAGGUAAAGGUGACACGUCGCUACACCUUCUACCUGAUCACCGUCAUCUCCCCCAUGAUUCUGACGUCAGCGAUGAUCCUCUUCGUGUUUCUCGUCCCCCCUGAGACUGGGGAAAAGUUUUCCUACCUGGUGUCGUUGUUUACGUCUCAGGCGAUCUUCCUGAACUUCAUUUGUGACGUCAUGCCUAGAGGACUGUCCAGCAUCCCGUACCUGGCCAUUCUACUGAUGGAGGUCAUCCUGGAAGGGAUUCUGGCCAUCGCCGCCACGGCCUGGGUCAUGAAGAAAUACGCCGAGGAGAAAAAGGUCAGCAGCUUCAGCAUUUUGGGUGCCUGUACCAAGAACAACAAAGUGGCUCCAGCAGACGACCAGCCUGCCUCACGUUUGCCGGACAAGACUGAGGAUGUGACGUCACCAGAGGUCAAAGAUACGAACCCCAUCAGCGCGACCUCGACCUUCCUGACAUCCCGGAAACUGGACACAAUUUUCUUUUUCACUUUCACUUUCGCUCAAGUUCUAUUUUUAGUUGUUUUAUUCCAAGCCACUGAAUGGUUUGCUUAG
Molecule: messenger RNA, 1236 nt
Organism: Physella acuta
Lineage: Eukaryota; Metazoa; Mollusca; Gastropoda; Physidae
Product: neuronal acetylcholine receptor subunit eat-2-like
Biological process (GO): monoatomic ion transmembrane transport
Cellular component (GO): membrane
Molecular function (GO): extracellular ligand-gated monoatomic ion channel activity; transmembrane signaling receptor activity
Source: RefSeq, a predicted model, not a curated record